Messenger RNA from Candidula unifasciata, 305 nucleotides. NCBI's taxonomy places the organism in Eukaryota, Metazoa, Mollusca, Gastropoda, Stylommatophora, Geomitridae. The record is from the annotation of a GenBank genome assembly.
UCAAGGCUAAGCAACUGCGAGGCAAGAAGAAGGAAGAGCUUCUGAAGCAACUCGAUGAUUUGAAAAAAGGAAUCUACACUGUACGCAAGUCUGUUGCCCGCGUGCUCACAGUCAUCAAACAGACACAGAAAGACAACUUGUACAAAUGUUACCGGAAGAAGACCCACAAGCUCAAGGAUCUCCACCAGAAGAAGACCAGGGCCCUGCGUCGGGCUCUCACACCGUACGAGUUGUCCCUGAAGAGCAAGAAGGAGCUGAGACAACAGAAACUUUACCCUCUAAGGAAAUAUGCUGUCAAAGAAUAA